CAGUCCUGACGGCCAAAUGUAGGAGCAAUACAGUCUCUCUGCCUUCCCCUGCUAUAAACACCACGCACUCAGCGGGAGGGGUGGCAGCUGCCUGCCUGGACAUGAGCUAGAGCAGCUCUCAGCUGGAACCAUCUCGCUCCACUUCCAGCAAGUCCCAACCGGCAGUGCCGUGUGAGUUCACUCUCCAGCCCGCAGACGCUCGGCUCCAGGCUCCUUGCGGCUCAGGGGCUGCCUUGUCCCGCUGGGAUCCUCCGGAUGGAUUCGCUCUGGCACUACCAGUUCCGCAUUAUCAUGCUGGGGGACUCGACGGUGGGGAAGUCGUCCCUGCUGAAGCGAUACACCGAGGGCGCCUUCCUCGACUCCAUCAACCAGACGGUGGGGGUGGAUUUCUACGUCCAGUUUGUGGAGCUGGAGCCCGGGCUCCGGAUCAAGCUGCAGUUCUGGGACACGGCUGGACAGGAGCGAUUCAGGUCAGUGACUCGCUCUUACUACCGCAACUCCGCUGGGGCAGUGCUGAUGUUUGACCUGACCAACCAAGCAUCCUUUGAGAGCAUCAAGGAGUGGCAUCGGGAGGUGACAGACACAGUGAAACCUUUUCACGUGGUCUUUGUGCUGGUUGGGCACAAGAGUGACCUGGUGCCGCAGCGCCAGGUUGAGCGAAAGGAGGCCGAGAAGCUGGCUUCUUCACUGGGGGCAAAGUACAUAGAGACAUCCGCUAAAAGCAACAGCAACGUGGAUGAUGCCUUCCAGCUGCUGACCGUGGAGAUCUAUGAAGCUGUGAAGGCUGGGAUGCUGAGCCCAAACAAGGAUUGGGAUGGGGUGAAAAGCAGACUGCCACCCACAGAGGAGCCCAAAGUACAGAACCUGGAAAAACAAGAGAAGCAGAAGAAGUGCUCGUGCUAGCCAGACAUUGUAGACUAAGAAGCCAGAGUGAGCUAUCAUCACCCACCUUCCCGUAUAAGACUUGGCUGCCGGGCAACACUAUAUGCAAGGACAGGCAAGGACAGUCACAGUAGCCUCUUCUAACAGGCUAGUAGUUCCCGUUAACCUCUCCCAGCGAAGGCAACAAACAGACUUGGGACAGGUAAUGUUUCCAUCCACUCAUGUUCAAAGGCUGCAGGAUUACACAGCCCCCUUUGUGCUUGGAGGAGAUUCCAAAUAGGAAUCCAAUGGCCUAGGCACUGGAAAAGACUGGAAUUUACACUUGGAUGCAAAGUUAAAUACAUUUUAUUCAUAUUUCUGGUUGCCUUUAGCAUUAACGGUUAGAACAAUAAACAUGCCAAUGAAAAUGGCAAGUGUCCCCCAAGUGACAAACCGCGACUCAGGAGGUGUCUGCAGAUUCGGAGGAUUUAGAAUCUCCAUGGAUGCUGCAUUUUCUACAGACUAAACAUUUUUCCAGCCAUCCUGGUUGUGAAGCACUUCCCAGCACUGAUGUUCAGCUCGGAGUCUACAGAGCCACCCAGCAACAGCAUAUGAAGCACCCCCACCUUCUCCCAUUCUCAUCAAUGCGGCUCCUCAUGUUAAACCCCUCAAGUUAACAGUAAGUGGUGUUUUGCUGCAGGUUGUCCUGCCACCACGUCCCUCUCAUGUCACUGGACUUCCCCUUCGCUUGAAAGGACACGGCCUAGGAACAAGGCCGCAAGUUUCUAAUAUGAAAACAGUCACUAUUCGGGCAAAGCAGCUUCUAUCUCAGGCCUAACACUUAGAUUUAGCAAUCUGGUUCUAGACCAACAGGACUGGCUAUUUCCACAGGCUGUGUUCUUGUGACUACGCCAGAUAAUGAAAUGCCUUCAAGACAGAACAGAGUAACUUUCACCUCCAGGUUACUGGUUAGAAUCUAGACCAUGCUGAUCGCUAUUUUUUUUUUUAAACUUAAGAUCUGUUGGCUUUUUAGGUGACCACUCUAGGAAAUGAAUUGGGCAGGUCUCCAACCAGUUUCCAGACCAGACUGUGGUACCCAAACUUGAUGUUCCAUCCAUUCACUUCACAACAAUUUUUUAAGAAAGUGGCACAUGAACCAAUGAAGUUUGGGAUCCACUGUUUUAAACCACAUCAUAAAGAACCAUCUCUACAACUGGCCCCUACAAUGGCAGUCUCAGCGGAAAGACCGAGUAUUAGCGGGGCACAGAGAACGGAUGACAUUCACACUUAUGAAUUUGAAUCCCCGUUUUGGAAGGACCAUGUCAGGUAUCACAAUGGCAAUUUCGGACACUUUGGACUCUGCCUAUGCUGUCAAUAAGAGUUCAGGCACUGAACUUACGACAUUAACCAAUCUCAGCAGGAUUCUUGCAAAAUCCCCUCCCUUACUGCAAUAAACAUGCUUUGUAUAGGUUUACAUUUGAAUGUAGUUUUUAAGACAGUGUGUCUGGAGAGAUUUUGGCAAACCAGUAAAGUGCCCGAAACCACUAUUGCUUUUAGCUUAUUGCUGAAAGUAGCCAGUCAGCAGGCCGUAAAUUGGUCAUGCAGCAGCCUUAGCAUAACCAAGGCAGGAGGGAAGAGAGUUUUGGGUGCCACAGACAGGGCAGCUUGACCCUGCGUCCUUCCUAAGAAUGUUGAAAUUGCGGAUAUAUUUAUUUUAGAAAAACAGGACGUCUGUUUAUAUGUGCCCCUGGGAAUGUUUGUCAGGGCCCCAAGGCAUUGACACUUUGGAAAAAACAACAACAUCAUAUCUGGUUAAAUUGAUGAUCAGAAGGAAACCUCUUGCUUGACCUUUAAAAACUGCUUGCUUAGCAAGUUUUCUUUAAGGGAUAUGUCAUUGUAUUAUUAAUGUAUAAAUAAAGGGAACGGGUUUGAGGUAGCUGGACUUCUCAGAAGGGGCUCUUCAGGAACGCUCCCUCUGGAGGCACCUUGGGGUCCCCACCGGCAGACGGAAGUUUGGCCAGGGGAAGCCUGUCAUGAUGCCACUCGAAAGUCACUCUCCGCUUCAGUAAUUAUCGAGGGUUGGGGGUGUUUUACUAACCUGUUGCGGACGUGUGUAAGUGCUUGAGACUAAGUAAAGUUUAGCUUUAAGUGAAA
Molecule: messenger RNA, 3015 nt
Organism: Chrysemys picta bellii (western painted turtle)
Lineage: Eukaryota; Metazoa; Chordata; Testudines; Emydidae
Product: ras-related protein Rab-39B-like
Biological process (GO): vesicle-mediated transport
Molecular function (GO): GTPase activity; GTP binding
Source: RefSeq, a predicted model, not a curated record